This is a messenger RNA of Ostertagia ostertagi, 642 nucleotides long. Lineage: Eukaryota; Metazoa; Nematoda; Chromadorea; Rhabditida; Trichostrongylidae. The record is from the annotation of a GenBank genome assembly.
AUGGAUCACGGAGAUGAAAACGGCGCCUCAUGCCUCGGUGCCUAUCCCUUCCGCACCACACCUGACAAGAAGGAGGUCAAGCAGGACUCACGCUUCCAGUUCAAGCUAGACUCUAAAGGAAAUGAUUCAUACUCUGCUAUUCUCCAGAUUAAGGAUCUCGCUGACAGCGAUGCAGGAGGCUAUCGCUGUGCCAUCGUUAAUCCCCAUGGAAAGGGAAAUGCUAAUUUCAAUUUGAAGCUCACUGGUUUCUCGUCCCCGACUUUUGUGGAGAAACCUCAAAUAUCGUCACGAGAUGAUGGUCAGGUUAUGGUUAUGGAAUUCCGAGCAAAGUCUAUCCUGAAACCUACGUUCGUCUGGCACAAGGGAGAUGAAAUUGUGGCGCAGUCCGACCGUGUAAACAUCGUUCUGAGGGAGGAGGCUAACCAGAUCUACUAUGCUGCACUUGAAAUUAAGGAGCCCACAAAAGAGAAGGACGCCGGCCAGUUCAUUUGCACAGCUAAGAAUGAUUCUGGAAAGCUCACAGCCACCUUCACCGUGAAAUUCGAAGUACCCCAGGGAGCUCCGACCUUCACGCGAAAGCCCCAAAUCCUGCAGGUUACUUCUGAUUCUGGAGAUCCAGCCAUUGUCUUCGAUAUUGGAUAG